AUGGAAGCGGCCCAAGAGGCCCUGGCCCCCUUCAUAAAAUCACGAGAUGAAGCCGCACACAUUCGUAAGGUAUUAGGGGCGCAUCUCAACGCCAGCCUCGACGGUGCAGCCAGCGAGCGGGUUCCACUGGCGCUUGUUGACCUGUCCGCCGCCGUCAAAAUACCCCCUGAAAGCCGUGGCCUCCAGAGGGAAUAUCUGGAAGCACUCAACGCCAACGUCAAGGCGCGGCAGGAAUUAGAGGCUCUCAAAGCUCGACAUGACAGCAAAUCCACAGUUGCCUCGGCCGCUGCCCCCGACGGUGUGGCGGUCAGUUUUCUUGCGGACCAUCUCGUCGCUCUUGAACUACAGAGGAAACGGCAACGUCUAGAGGCUGUCACCAAACGCCUUGCUCAACUUGAUCAAAUGCCCGCUGCAUCGUCGGAAUUUCUGAAUCCCGACAUUGUAUUUGAGGGUUCACCGUCCCUGCCAGACGUUCCCAGAGAGGCGGUUACCAAUUUUGUUCUUGACAAGACUCUUUCCAAGUCGAGUCUUGACGAGCUUUUAGACCGGUUACAGAAAUCAGUCUUACGUGCCAAACUUCUCCUCAAAAAGGAGGAACAGCUACUGGACGCUGUCAAGAAGAGAAGGGCGGCCAAGCCCUCUGGCGAUGCUCCGAUAACUGACAGUGCAAAACUGGCUGCAUUGACUCUUACGCGCAACGAGCUGAUUGCAUGGAUAGAGGCAGAACUCGCCAACACUGCAGGGACCGAAGGCGAUAUCCCCGCGCAGUCGCAGAAUUCUGCACAACAAGUGGCCGAGAACCGACGACGCGUCGAGGAGCAGAUCUCGACUAUCAAAGAGAAAUAUCGCGAAUACGUCACGGCACGCAAGUCGUUGUUGAAGGCCGCUUCAUCAAUCCGUCAACCAGUGAUGGAGCCGCCCAAGUCUGCCACCACAACUACUGAUUCGGCAAUGAAACUUGGCCCACCGCGGCAGUUUGCAGCAACAAGUCUACUCACACCGUACCUUGAAAAUCUCCUAGCCGUGUCUCAUGAGCAAAAGGGACUUAUAUUACAGAAAUCUCAUCUAAACACAAUCUUGGCAAAGCAGACAAAAGAGAUCUGCCAGGUCCUGGACCACUUGGCCGAGGAGAGCCAACUUUUGCCUAAAUACCCCAUGACAAGUCAGGCUCGCCGUCAACAAGGUCUGAUGAGCGACGGGGCUCUUUCUGGUUUCGAAAAACCGAACGUCUCCAGUCGUGCCCAGAUAUGGGUCUUUGCGGCCGAGGCGGCCAAACUGGCGACGCUCGAGACGGUCGUAGAAAAGACGGAAGAGGGCGAAAUGGCGCUGGGCGCCUCGAUGCAACACUUGGACGAGGUUGAUCAACUUUUGGGACGUCAGCAACCUGCUGACGCGGAGGAAGCCGGCGGAGAUUCGGACCUUUGGCUUCAGCAGGGGCAAACGAGCCCACGGCGAGCUAGGACGAGAGAUCAACAACAGGUGGAUCUAUGGUCAAAAUUGGAUGGCGACCUCGGCCUUAUUGGGGACGAGGCUGCUUGA
Molecule: messenger RNA, 1539 nt
Organism: Pyricularia pennisetigena
Lineage: Eukaryota; Fungi; Ascomycota; Sordariomycetes; Magnaporthales; Pyriculariaceae
Exons: 1
Coding region: 1-1539 (512 amino acids)
Source: RefSeq, a predicted model, not a curated record